Labrus bergylta (ballan wrasse) is the source of this 2025-nucleotide messenger RNA. RefSeq lists its product as uncharacterized. Lineage: Eukaryota; Metazoa; Chordata; Actinopteri; Labriformes; Labridae. The record is from RefSeq and is a predicted model, not a curated record.
UGAGGGCCUGCAGGGUGGGGUGUGCAUGAAUAUGUGUGGAGGGGACUGAAAAGCCUUCCUCUCUCUAUUCCCCAAACGGGGUAACUAGGGUAGACCGAUUUGGAACAUAGACACACACAAACAUACUUAGCAAGGGGAGGCUGUGGAGGUGGGGGUGAGCCCUACAGUUGCUCAGUGACACACAUGCUCAUAAGGAGCUCAACCCUGAAGAAAAACCUGGAGGUUCCCUUUUGUUUUUCAACUCAAUGAUUGAACUGGAAUAAGUUAUAAACAGUUUUGAUACGAUCUGAGUUCAGUUGGAUUCCUUUUGUCGCUUUGUGGCUCUCGAGGAUAACUUGUGUGAACAUUUAUUUUAACUCACUGCUGCCCCGUUUAGUGUGGAGAUAUGUUUUGGAAAACUGGUGUCUGAGGCUCCAGAACAAAAAUCAGACAACAAAUAAGAUCCAUCACAGCUCUUGUUCAUGGUGACUGAAGAGACUACCAAAUAUAUCCCCGUCUCUAAAUGUUACUAGCUUGAUUCUUUGAGACUUAGAUGAGAUUAAAUAGAUCCUAAUAGAACUUACAGUCUUAUUGAAUCCCAUAAGGAAAAUAAAUGACCAAAGAGCAGAAGAAAAAAAAAUUCUAUCACAGCUGCAAAAGGAAGGAAGCUGUCCAUCAAAUUAUCAAUCAGAUCAUUAAUGAGUCCUUUUUAUUCGCAUCUUGUUUUUGGAAAGCCAACAUAUGAAAAAGAUUGCUAACAUCGACAGCAGGAGUCUCUUCUCUGUGACAUUUUAUGAUAUAAAUAACCUGAGGUGACAGUAAACAUAUUAUUGAUUUGAAGAUUUUGUAGAGAACAUUCCAUAGGCUAUUCGUCUGGUCGGUAAACACAACCCUGCUAUGCUCUAUUAACAGAAAAUAUAUAUUUUUUUAUUUAACAAAAUCUUGCUUCUAAUGGCUUCAAGAAGCCGAUACCUGGAGAAGUAGGUUGGUACUAUAGUUUAUAUAGCUUCUAGAUUCACCUGGUAGGUGAUAAAAAGUGGAGUACCAUCUUCAAGAGGGGAAAUGUCAAGGCCUCCAUCCUCUCAGACCACCCCUCAGUUCUACAGGGUCAGCGAAAGAGAUCUCACCGAGAUCGAGCUUCAUUCUGUGGACUCCAUCAAUGACCUCCACCGAACACACCACGAACACAGCCAAAAAGGAAGUAGACCUCCUCGUCCUGCUUACAUACCCUCCCCCAAUGGGAAUCUCUUCACAUGUGACGUGGCAGCUGUCAAUCAAAGAGGCGGUCCACUCAGCAGAAAAUGGCAGACCCGUCUACAGGAUAUGCUAACACCAAGUUCAUCACAUGCUUAUGCCAUGGGCUGUGCUAUCGUCACUUUGCUUCUGUUAACAGUGCUACUCAUCUUCUACUUUUUGGUCCAGCAGGGCGGCGCAAUCCAGAUGCUAACUGCGGCAGUGAGGGAGAAAGAAGCCACAGCCAAAGAGCUGUCACUACUGAUCCAAGAAUUAAAGGCACAAAGAUGUAACCAGACAGCUCAGGGAGGAGGAGAUGAGGAAGAUGAAUGGAAAGUGGACAUGUAUUUGCUUGUAAUAUCAGAGAUACUGCAAAGUGAAGUAGAACUGUGUCUAACAGAGGAUCACUCCACGAGGAGGAAGUGUAAUCCAAGACAUUUUAUGAAGGUGAUCUGUCAUUCAAGUUUAAGUGCUACUGAUGUGACCAUGUAGUUAAGAGAUGGUUGGUUUGUGAAAACUGACCCUCUUGUACCUGCCUCCAUCAUUACAUGAAAGGACUUUUGACUGUACACUCACAUGUUUAGUCCUGUGACAGAACCGUCAUUGAAGCUGUAAAGAUGGUUGGCUUAAUUGAAUGGAGGCAGAAUAUCUUUUGUCACACAAAAAUCUACCAGCUGUUUUUAAUUUUAACUCACUCUUGUUUGUAUGGAGAGGACGGUGUCAGUGUCAUUUUUCCAACAUUGUGCAUCAUUGUGUGAGCAGACACAGACGUGAACCUGCCCUACAUCACAGUUUUCAUUAAAAACAACAACA